GGGAUGGGCCAGAUUGGGAAGGGCGGUACAAGGGUGGGACUUGGUGUUGGUGUUUUGAAACAUCAAAGAUGGACAGGGUUUUCACGGAGGUCGCUCCUCAGAUAUCUCCACAACUACAGAUCGGGGAUCUUCCAAAAUCAAGAAGAUUGGUGCAUACGGCUAGGUCUCUUCACCUUACAAUUUGUAUGGCAAUUUGGCCCGGGGUUGUGGUGUGGUAGGGGAGAAUGGGGGAUAAUCCCACGCAGGAGUUCCGAACGACGUCUGGUUCACGUUUGGCUGGAUAACUCCACCACCACACGGGGUAUGCGGUCGGCGAUGGGGUCAAAAUGCUCGUAUGAUCGAGGGCUUUUCGAUGGAUCUAUCGGCGGGUUCUUAUUCGAAAAAUCGAGCGAGUUCGUGGUGGAGCGGUUGGAUCUGACAAAGAGUGAUAACAGUGAGUAG
This is a messenger RNA of Blastomyces dermatitidis ER-3, 441 nucleotides long. RefSeq lists its product as uncharacterized. Lineage: Eukaryota; Fungi; Ascomycota; Eurotiomycetes; Onygenales; Ajellomycetaceae. The record is from RefSeq and is a predicted model, not a curated record. The transcript has a single exon. The coding region runs from base 4 to 441 and encodes 145 amino acids.